CUCUCUCUCUCUCUCUCUCGCUCUCUGAUCAAAAUGUGCACACCAUGGACGAUAACAAAGCUAGUGAAGAAGGACUGUGCUUCAUGCUUCUUGGCUUGCAGGUUUCCUCUAGAUGAUGAAGCAGUUGAUGACCGUGGAAGGUAUGCUACAACAACACCACCUCAGUUGCCAAUAACAAACAUGGCCUUCGAUUAUCAGCGUGAUUCUGGAGGAAAUGAGGGUAUUAGGAACAAGAACAUGUCCCCCUCUCGCCACAAAAGUUCAUACCCAUCAGCUCGAAGGCGACUGAAUCAUGAUCCUACACAGGUUAGAGAGAUUACUAGUACAAGCACUAGUAUCAGUAGUAGUGCUUCCAGGCGAGUUCGAUACAAGAGUAGCUCUGAAGAAUCAAGCUGCAGGCAGCCACCACAUUUCGCAGACGAUGAUCAAGACUACAUUGUGUUCUGCUUCAAAGAAGAUGGAGCGUUCGAAGUUACGAAAAAUUUCAAACCAAAAGGACAGAAUUCCAUGGACAGCACCUCAUCAUCAAAAAACUCGAGGCAGAUCAAUCGAAAGAAUGAAGAUGAGGAAGGAAAGAACAUACGCUUGCAUACAAAAGCAACUCCUCCUAGUAGCAUGGGAGAGGUCUCUGAAGAAUCGAGUGACUCUAAUCAAUCGGCCCACAGCACAGCCUCUUUCGCAUUCCCCUUGUUGGAUAUGGAAUGGUCAGGGAGCCCUGUCCACAUGCCUAAACCAGAAGGGCUGGACUUGAGAAAACACAAGGCUCGGUGCAUAGGCCUUCACUUUCCGUGUUGUAGAUUCUGAAACUUGCUAGCUGCAAAUUGAACGUGAACCAAUUACCUGGUCUGAGUAGAAGCAAUAGCAGAGAGCAAUGGUUCCUAGUAUAUCUUUUCCAAUCAAGAUAAUCUAGCUGCUCUAUAUAAUCUCCAUUUCUGAAUUUAAGUUGUAUUUGUGUUUUUAAGGAAGCUAAAAA
Messenger RNA from Argentina anserina (silverweed cinquefoil), 973 nucleotides. Its product is annotated as protein BREAKING OF ASYMMETRY IN THE STOMATAL LINEAGE. Lineage: Eukaryota; Viridiplantae; Streptophyta; Magnoliopsida; Rosales; Rosaceae. Gene Ontology annotation, biological process: regulation of asymmetric cell division. The transcript has 4 exons. Bases 34 to 804 code for a protein of 256 amino acids. The record is from RefSeq and is a predicted model, not a curated record.